CAGCCGUCGACGGGCGAAGUAUUCUACGCUGUUCACCACGCGCCAGGCAGUAGCGUCGAAGCGAAACAUCUGCAUGCGGAAGGAAGGGGUCUUCAAACGCCAAGCUUUCAAGCUCCCAGAAAGACUUAAUUCGGGUUAAAUAAUUAAUGUAAAUGUUUACGGUUCCCCCUAUUCAAAUAGAGCAGCUCGAGCGCAGUUGGCCCGGCCGUAGUCCUACAGCUAACUCUGACACUGGUCUGGAUGACUCUGUCAUGAUCUGUCAAAACGGCUUCAGAUGCGCAUACUUCUGGUUUUACCGCGUAGCUAAUUAGCCGACGACACGUUUUGGUCCAUAACGAAAGUUUCUCAGAUAUAGAGCCAGCGCUACAGAGCGUUUCACUGUCUGUGUGUGUAAUAUCGAUAUUUUUGUUGUUACUGUUAGCUUAGGUACACGACGACGUGGUGGGACAGAACGUGUCCGACAGAAUUGCCAAUUCAAUUGGUGAAGACGUAACGAAUAUAAUUACUAACUAAGUUAAAACACGGGCGUGACUCUGCAGCCGAUACGAUAGUUUUGACAGUUUGCUGACUGCUGGCGCUGCCGCGAGCGACCGACUGACCGAUUCAGUCCCACGAAUGAGGAAGUGUCGCCGUUGGCUCGUUUUCCGUUACUGAGAGCUACGGGUCGGGACACCUGCUCUGUCUGUACUUGACCACCACCACCAGGCCACAGCACCCUUGCUUGGCUUGUAGGUCUUCUUGUAGAUCUGCUGGUGACGUGCGGUUCGGAUCGCCGGUCGUCGAGUCGAGAUGAUUCCUGACAAAGCGCCGGGGGAGGACGUGUACCAGGCGACGUGCGAUCUGCGGAAGGAGGCUCAUGUCCCGAGCUUCGAAAAAUACAAAGAGCUGUACCUCAAGUCUGUAGAAAACCCAGAAGAGUUCUGGGGAGAUGUUGCCAAAGACUUCUUUUGGAAGUCCAAGCACACAGGCCAGUUCCUGGACUACAAUUUUGAUGUGACCAAAGGCAAGGUUUAUAUCAAGUGCAUGGAGGGCGCCAUCACCAAUAUUUGCUACAAUGUGCUGGACAGAAAUGUCCAUGACAAGAAAAUGGGUGACAAAGUGGCUUUCUUUUGGGAGGGCAAUGAGCCUGGGGAUGAGCUGAAAGUCACCUACAGGGAGCUACUCAAGCAGGUCUGCAAGAUGGCCAAUGUCCUCAAGUCCCUGGGAGUGAAGAAGGGGGACCGAAUCUCCAUCUACAUGCCCAUGGUGGUGGAGUUGGUGGUGGCCAUGCUAGCAUGUGCUCGCAUUGGAGCUGUUCACUCCAUUGUGUUUGCAGGAUUUUCUGCAGAGUCUCUUUGUGAGAGGAUCCUGGACUCCCAGUGUUCAUUGCUUAUCACUGCUGAUGGAUUUUACAGAGGAGAUAAACUCAUCAACCUGAAAAUGAUUGCUGACGAUGCACUGGAAAAGUGCACGGAGAAGAAUUUCUCAGUUCAAAAGUGCAUUAUGUUAAAGCAUCUAUCUAAGGAUGGAUCACUCUUGCCGGAAGGGUCCCAGUCCCCCCCUGCAAAACGCGCCUGCUCUGACUUACAGGAGAAACAGAAAGAAAGAGUAAAGAAAAUCCGUCCCAUACCCCAGGUUCCCUGGAACCCUGAGGUUGACCUGUGCUGGCAUACUCUGAUGGAGGAGGCUUCUGAUGAGUGUGAGCCUGAAUGGUGUCAGUCUGAGGACCCUCUCUUCAUCCUGUAUACCAGUGGCUCCACAGGGAAGCCCAAGGGUGUGCUGCACACGGUCAGUGGGUACAUGCUGUACACAGCGAGCACUUUUAAAUACGUCUUUGACCAUCAGCCUGACGAUGUCUACUGGUGCACAGCUGACAUUGGCUGGAUCACAGGACACUCCUACAUCACUUAUGGGCCUUUGGCCAAUGGGGCCACUAGUGUGUUGUUUGAGGGCCUACCCACCUACCCUGAUGUGAGCCGCAUGUGGGAAAUUGUUGACAAGUACCAAGUGACCAAGUUCUACACUGCCCCAACGGCCAUCCGCCUGCUGAUGAAGUACGGCAGUGGGCCGGUCCAAAAGUUUACGCGCCGCUCGCUGAAGGUGUUGGGUACAGUCGGAGAGCCCAUCAACCCGGAGGCCUGGCUAUGGUACUACAACGUGGUUGGGGAAAAGAGGUGCCCCGUCGUGGACACCUUCUGGCAGACAGAGACAGGGGGACAUGUGUUGACUCCCCUUCCUGCUGCCACACCUAUGAAGCCAGGUUCUGCGGCGUUUCCUUUCUUUGGUGUGGUUCCAGCAAUCCUAAAUGAAUCUGGAGAGGAGUUGGAGGGCCCAAACGAAGGCUACCUGGUCUUCAAACAGCCCUGGCCUGGAGUUAUGAGAACAGUGUACGGAAAUCACGAGAGGUUCGAGACCACCUACUUUAAGAAAUUCCCCGGGUAUUACGUCACCGGAGAUGGUUGCAGAAGGGACAAAGAUGGAUACUUAUGGAUCACUGGAAGGAUUGAUGACAUGCUGAACGUCUCUGGUCACCUGCUGAGCACAGCUGAGGUAGAGUCAGCCUUGGUGGAACAUGAAGCAGUAGCAGAGGCAGCUGUGGUCAGCCAUCCUCACCCUGUAAAAGGGGAGAGCCUCUACUGCUUUAUCACGCUGAAGGAUGGGUUUGACUACACCAUUUCCUUGGAGGCCCAGCUGAAGAAACAGGUGAGAGAGAAAAUUGGUGCCAUCGCCACUCCAGACUACAUGCAGAAUGCUCCCGGGCUUCCAAAAACCAGAUCAGGGAAAAUCAUGCGCCGGGUCCUGCGCAAGAUCGCCAGAAAUGAACGGGACCUUGGUGACGUGUCCACGCUGGCCGACUGCACGGUCAUUGAACAGCUCUUCCAAAAUCGCUGCAACACUGCGUGAUUUACUGGGGCGAGGAUGAAAUGAGACGGAGGAAGGAAAAACUGAUCAGUCGCACUGUAAAUAGCUUCAUAGGAGUUUAAAUGCUCAAGAGGAUAAAAGGAUGUGAAACACUAUUAGCAUUCUCUUCCCUCCCUCAAAUGCCAUUUUUUUUUGUGUGUUUUUAAGCUUACAUCCUUUUUUCAGUUUUAGUAAUUUGGGCUCUUAGGGUGCUAUACAUGCAUAUUUGCACUCUUGCAUAAUAACUUUUUAAUUUAGCUUUCUUCUUGUCCAAUUGUUUUCAUGAUGUUUGCAUCCUCACUGCCACUAUGUCCUUUUAUGUUAGUAGUAUAUGUGCGAUAUUCUGAUAUUUAUGUAUGAAUUUGUUGAGAUACCCUUUUGCAUGGUGGAAAACUUAGUAGUCUGUUCCUUUUUGAUUCCCCACCCCCAUACAAAGAAAUGAUUUUUUUGGAUUUUAAGUUCUGUCCUAGUUACCAAUGUUGUGUAGUAAUAUUUUUUCAAAAUGAAUUUGAAAAUAUUAGUUUGAUCUUCUUGAUAUUUGUUCUUAAUAUACUUGCAUGAAGAAGUAGCAGGGCUCCCUGCCUGUUGGUUUUGACCCAUUUUUUAAAU
Molecule: messenger RNA, 3489 nt
Organism: Scleropages formosus (Asian bonytongue)
Lineage: Eukaryota; Metazoa; Chordata; Actinopteri; Osteoglossiformes; Osteoglossidae
Gene: acss2
Product: acyl-CoA synthetase short chain family member 2
Exons: 19
Coding region: 790-2883 (697 amino acids)
Cellular component (GO): cytoplasm
Molecular function (GO): AMP binding; acetyl-CoA synthetase activity
Source: RefSeq, a predicted model, not a curated record